AUGGAAUCAACAAACAGGCCCGUCCUAGACGAGGACAAAUACAGAUCAGAAGUUCUCCAGAUUGAAUCGGAGGAAGAAGAAAAAGCGCGGGCGCAACGACUUUCCGAUGAAGCACAGCAGCUGGGGUUGAAGGAUGCGGCGCCGCUCACUCCGAUCGCAUGUGGAAUGGCCGAUUUCUCGUCCCCAGUUCUAUCGUCUGGUUCGUCCACCGACCGAAGUUCAGCCUGCGAUGGCUCCGUCACUCCCUCCCUCUCCGUCGAGCCGUCGUCUCCGUCACCAACCCCGCUGGAUCAGUUAGCUACGUCACUUUCGCAGCUUACUUUUGCCUCUGAGCGUGUGAAGCCGAGCAGUACACGAUCGCUAGCUUCGUUGUCGACUCGUCCGACGUCGUUCUGCUCCAGUGAGAGCCGUGCAAUCAACGCUGGGCUAGGAAUUCACGAUGGACUUGCGAUCAAGGGAAAUCGAAGUUCCAUGUUUGUUGUGACACCGGAUGAGAAACAGGUCAAAGAGAAAGAGAGACGGCGGAGCACCUUGAGGUCAGCUAUUGGGCGCAUCCAUUUCCGAAAGAAGCGGGUCCCCUCAGCUUCCACAACACCACCGGAUACACAAGUCGUGAUACCCAAGAGCGAGGAAGGUGUGGAACGUGUCUUCAUUGAGAGUCCCCACGAGCCGCCCACCAGCAACGCAGUCUCCAUCACCAGUGCCAGCACGACAGACUCAGUUCCAAGAGUGGAGGUCAAAAUUCCGACAUUCGACGCUGCUUCCCUUCAAAGAAGUUUAGAUGAUCCUCAGCUGAAAGAGAUGAUGGAAAGACAUAAGAUGGAAAUGAGUCGACACAUGGCAUUCCAAGGUGUCGCCCUAGAGAUCCUCCGACGCCGGCACCAGACAGCUGUUUCUGAAGCGCAGUCCGAGAACCAGCGCCGGGAGGAGGAGAAGCGCGAAAAAGUAAGACAUCUCAUAACCAGCACGUUGACCCACUUGCUAACAUUGCCGAAGAACGAGCUCGAUGCCAUUCGUAUAGAAGAACGCCAAUGCGCCGUGGAAAUGGAACAGCAAAGAGAAUUCGAACGCGCAAAACAGAACUCUCGAACCCGCAUCAAGCAUAUGGAAGGAUAUUUCCGGAAUGCAAGCCCCCCACCAUCCCCAGCAGGCACAAGAGACCGCUCAUCCGAGUCUUUCAUGUCCGGAUCUGAAGGCACGCCCCCGCGACGUGUUACACGACAACAACUCGAACAAUUGGAGCAGCAGUACCAUGCCCAUGAAUCCAUGGAUGCGCUUCAAGAAUCUCGCAUCAAAGUCCUUCGAGAGCGGCAGGAGAAGAGGCUGUCUGAGGCCAUUGCGCGGAUGGAAGGCGAAUUGGAUGAUCUGUGUGAUCGCCAUAGCAAACAAAUUGCUGCGCUUCAGGCUGAGCACCGUCGUGAAGAAAGCUCCCUUAUAGAUGGGCUUCAGGGGAAGCAAACGGAAAUGCGGAAGAGGUGGGAUUUGGAAGAAGCCAUUCUGCGUCGCCAGCUUGAUGAGGAACAUGGUCAACCUUAUGGACCAUUGCCGACUAUCUCCUUUUCUGUGGAGCCCGAUAACGAUACUAAUACUGAGAAUCGCAUUUGA
Molecule: messenger RNA, 1605 nt
Organism: Penicillium odoratum
Lineage: Eukaryota; Fungi; Ascomycota; Eurotiomycetes; Eurotiales; Aspergillaceae
Exons: 1
Coding region: 1-1605 (534 amino acids)
Source: RefSeq, a predicted model, not a curated record